AUGGCAACUCUCCAAAAAACCCAAAAGCCCAGAACUAAUAACUUUACCUCGAUUUUGGAUCUGUUCCUAGAAAAAUAUAACUUGUCCGCCAAAUCCGACCCAUCUCAAUUACGUGACUAUGCCAGUGAACUCGGUGCUAUGCUUCCAAAUUGGAAAGCCCGCAAAAGCGUAAAAGAAGCUCUUCGCCGACGCUCAUUCAAAGAAGACCAGAUCAAGGCUCUUGUACCAGAUAAAAGGAAUGAAAAACUUACUAUCAAAGAGAGAGCCCAAUACUGUGCGAAAACUGGAGAUCCAUAUGAUAUUUACUUUCAUGCUUUAGAUUUAAUUGAGACAAAGAAUGAUAGUGAUGAAGAAAUUGUCACAUCCAGCUCACGUCUUACAUUAUUUCGUAAGGAAUUGAAAGAAGCUGGGGUUGAUUCUAAACUUGGAUCUGGAUAG
Molecule: messenger RNA, 438 nt
Organism: Entrophospora sp. SA101
Lineage: Eukaryota; Fungi; Glomeromycota; Glomeromycetes; Entrophosporales; Entrophosporaceae
Source: the annotation of a GenBank genome assembly